Messenger RNA from Dunckerocampus dactyliophorus (ringed pipefish), 4347 nucleotides. It is a transcript of the gene n4bp1, whose product is annotated as nedd4 binding protein 1. Gene Ontology annotation, molecular function: RNA binding. NCBI's taxonomy places the organism in Eukaryota, Metazoa, Chordata, Actinopteri, Syngnathiformes, Syngnathidae. The record is from RefSeq and is a predicted model, not a curated record. The coding region runs from base 189 to 3176 and encodes 995 amino acids. Gene Ontology annotation, biological process: negative regulation of protein ubiquitination; negative regulation of proteasomal ubiquitin-dependent protein catabolic process. Gene Ontology annotation, cellular component: PML body; nucleus. The transcript is spliced from 12 exons.
UCGGCUGCUUCCGACUUCUUGCUAGCCUGGCUGUGGUGUUCUUUAUAUCAGACGUUAUAAACCUCGCUCUACCACCCCGUAUUGCUUACUAAAGAGGCCAUGAAAAUACCAAAGGGUCCUAACAUCGCCGACGGCUUGGAAUAUUGAGACGUGCUUGUCCGAGGCGGCGCUAACACCGAGAGACGCCAAUGUCAACAACGCGGCCCCUUCUCGGUAUGAAGCGAGUCACCGAGCUCGCGUGCGUGGAGCAGCCGAACAACAGGUUCCCCUCUUCGGCAGCGAGGCAGCAACAAGAGACGCAGACCGUGGAUGAGUUCGCUGUCCUGGAGGAUAAAGAAGACGAGCUGAAAUUCGCCCGGCCUCGAGUCGAGCGUGUUUUCAAAGUGACGUUCACAAUUAUCGGGCUGUUGGACCACACGGGACAAGCACACGGUAGCACAGCUGCGCGUCAGAUAUGGCUUCAGCUCAGAGGAAAUUGUGACGACGUUUCCAAAGCAAAGGAGUACGUCAGGGGACUUUGUGACCCGGAACUGAAGAAAGAAGAGCGGUACCCAGUGGACAUGCACUGUAUCUUUGCCGGAGCCCGGGGCCUCUUUCUGGACAGACUUGUACGGGACACAAGUGCUGAGGUUUUGGUUCCUGAGCCGGGACGCCUGCGGUUGUUGGGCCGUGCCGAGCCUGUAGUCAUGGCGCAGAGCCGAGUUCAGCAGUUUGUUGCACUUUUCCAGGAGAAACGAAGUUUACUCAGUGACCGAGAGCAAGCGGUGAAACGAGCGUUCAAGUCCUUUGUGGAAGAAAGGGAUGAUAAAUACACCAUGGAGCUUCUUUUGCUGCCCAGUGCCCUGAAAGAAGAGUUACUAGGAUUGGCUCACAGUCCAACCAGCUCAAGUACACCCUCUCUGGCUCAGCUGAACCAGAACCUACAUCCUAGCGUUGCAGAGAUCGACCAAGACCGCUCACAGAGUAGCACCCCUGUGACGGAGCUCUCCAUCCGCAUCCUUGACACCAGCUUUGAGGACAGAGGGACUUUUGGAGAGGGUGCUGGAAAAGCGGCAUCAGCAGCAACAAUAACAGCAGUAGGAGCAGCAGGAGGAGGCAUCGGUUUGGGUCCUGAGGUAGUCCUGCUGAAUGGCACCAGGCCCUCACACAAGCGCCGCUUUUCGGAAAGCGAACCUCGGGACACAAAGAGACAGUACUCCCUGGAGCGAAGGGACGAGUCUCCGGAGAGGUCGAGGGACAGGGAGCGACACAGGGACAGAGAAGGUCAUGCUGGCAGUAGUAGCUGUCGAUCCAAAACCCCGUCUGCUUCAUCAACACUGUAUUCCUCCACUUCAACUAAAGCAAACACAGUUGCUGGCUCCAUCAUACUGGAGCCUAGUGCGGGCAUCACAGAUGACAAUGAGGCAGUCAGCCCGGAAACCAACCUGCGAUGCCUAGUCAAUUUUUUCAGAACCAUGGGUUACCAGCAAGACGUCGUGGAGCGUGUCAUCAAGGAGACGGGACAGACGGAAGAUACCUUCCUCAUUCUUGAGAAAAUUGUCGCAGAAACAAAAAAUUGUGAAGGAGGAAUAAAAAAAGGAGUAAAAGACACUAAACCGAACAAUGUGCACUCCUCAGACCUUCCUUCAGCCUCCUCCACGCUGUCCUCUCUCUCUGUUGAGAAGGAACGGGAUGCAGGGAGGUCCAAAGAGAACAUUAAACCCAACCAGUACAGAGCCAGAAGUAACGGCCUAGGCCAUCGGAGGCAGUGCAGUGGAAGUGAGACCAGCACUCAACAGGCCAUCACCAUCAAAAGGAGCUCCAGUGCCCAAGGAGGAGCUGGGAACUAUGAGGUCAUUACUAUUGAUGAUGACGAGGAUGUCCCAGUCACCAGUGUCAAAACAGCAGAUACUCGGACAUCCAGGGUGACAAUGGCACAUGCUGACACCCAAACUGGAUCCAGAACAGACUACUUGGCACGGGGAGGGGGUAGCAUUUCACAGAGGGAUCACGUGUCAAGAAGCGGGACUCGGACUUUGGGUGGAUCAAUGAAAGUUGAGAGUGUGACGGCACUGCGCAGCGCCCCCCAGUGGCUGACGGCCAGCACCACCUCUGUGUCUUCCACUCCAACUUCGGCUCUAACGACAAGCCGGCCUUCACCCUAUCAGACCAUUGGCCACGUGGGCUUCCUUGGCAGCGCAGCCAGGAAUCCUCCUGCAGCCAAUCCCCAGGCCCCCCCGGUGACUGGUUUGGCUCGUUUCCACCAAUCAUUAAAAACUCCAUACACUCUGAAGCUACCCAAUGAACCAGGGCGGCCAGAACUGCGCCAUAUCAUCAUAGAUGGCAGCAAUGUGGCUAUGGCUCACGGCCUGCAUCGCUUCUUCUCCUGUCGAGGAAUAGCACUUGCAGUGGAGACAUUUUGGAGGCGGGGCCACAGGGAGAUCACUGUAUUUGUUCCUCAGUGGCGCCAGAAGAGAGACCCGUUGACAACAGGUACAAACGGCAACGUGUGUGAAUCAGCUGGUUUAUGGUUCAAAGAGCAACAUUUUUUAACUCAACUCGAAGACCUGCGGCUGCUCUCCUUCACACCCUCAAGAGAGGUCUGUGGCCAAAGGAUAGCGUCACACGAUGACAGAUUCCUGCUCCAUUUAGCGGAAAAAACGGAGGGGAUCAUCGUAACCAAUGACAACCUCAGAGACUUUGUCAACUCUUCUGACACCUGGCGCAGGAUCAUUCUGGAGAGAUUACUUCAGUUUACUUUUGUGGAGGACCACUUCAUGAUCCCUGAUGAUCCUCUGGGUAGGAGCGGACCUCAUCUGGACCUCUUCCUUCGUAAAAACAGACAACUUCCCCUCAACCCUCCCCCUCUGAGACCGCCAGAUCUGCGUCCAUCCUCGCAGCAGCAGCAGCCGCUUUACGUGCAAGCCCUCCAUUCUGCCCCGUGGACCCCCGCAGUUGCACCCCAGCCACCACCUUCUUUGAUGCCCCAACCCAAUGUGCAGUGGCCCCACCCAGGCCGCCGUACUGCUUCUCCCUCCCACUCGCCACCCCCCCAGCGUUCAGCGGGUGAGACGUCAGAGCUGAGGAGGCAGCUGUGCGACAUCUUCCCUGACCAGAAGCAACAAAUAGACGGCAUCCUCAGCGAGAACCCGUACAUGAGAGACUUGAAUGCCCUGUCGGGGCUGCUGCUGGGAUGAUUCUUUCUUUUCACACACCUUUGUGUGUUCCAUGUGUUGCUUUGGGUUGCAUGAGGGAGGUGUUUUGGGUGUUUUUUUUGCCAUUGUCAGUAGUGGGGAUCUACGGUGUUGUCAUCAUACACCUGUACUACCUAACUUAUGUCAAACAAAGGCAACAAAACCUGCACAAUGGAAGUUCUUUAGUGGUUGAAUACUUUUGUAAAUGCUGAAAAGUACCAUUUCUACAUCAACAAAAUAACAAACAAAAAACGCAAUGUGUGCAGGUCCAUUGUGACUCCAAAAUAUCUCACUUUUUGUAUAUAUCCAUGACACAUAAUCACUCUGUUGCUGAAUUUAAAGCGACAUUGCACAUUUGUAUCUCUUCAAAAAGUAUAUUUGGACUUUCAUGUCAAGCUUUAUACACUACAAGGACACCUUAAAAUCAAUGUGAUAUACUAAUGUUUUAGUAUUGUUUAGUAGUAUUUGUGCAUCACAAUCGUGUAUGGUUUUGUUUGCAGCCUUAAUUGUCAGAUGUGAUCUCGUCGACUUCAACAGCAUCAUUAUUACACGCACCACUUUUUGGUGGAAUAUGUUCCUUGGAACACGCGCUUCUCUGUGUGCAGCCAAGAGUUCCAGUUAAAAAGGGGCUCGAAGCCACUACAAGUCUGGAUUUAUUUGUGUUCAGUCGUGAGUUAAGUUAAGCGGAUUGCAGUCGCAAACAGUGUUUCCACUGUGCGGUUGUAGCAAGGAAGUAUGUACAGUCAAGUUGACAGUUUGCCGCUCACCCGUGGCGGAGUCGCUCCAACGGAAUGCAGACAGGAAGUUCCCCUGCAUGCAUGGUGUGAUGUGCAUCGGUUUUGUAACACGCCAGCAAUUCCUCUACACAGAUAUGCUUUGUUGGUGUUUACCAUGCCGAAGGAUUUUCCCUUUUGUUGUAUUAUACUUUUUUUGUGUAUACUGACUUGUGUUUGUACAUAGCAUUUUUGGACAUGCGGUUUUAUGUAAGUGAGGGGCAGUAAAUGCCACAGUCUGCGAGCUUCUGAGCUACCCUCCACCUUUUUUUCAGGGCGCUAUGAUGGCCAAAGUGUGGAUUAAAAGUGGUUUCCUGACAGUUCUUUAUUGUGUAUAUAAAAUGUCAAAGGAGAAUGUAAAUAAUGGUUCCUUUUCAGGAUGAAUAAAGAAAUAUCUAUUA